AUGGAUCGAUCAAGUUCAGUACCUCGCUCUGCUUCUGCAAUUUUAAUUCCUCCAUCUUAAGCACCAUCAUACAGACCAACUGUUGUACCAUCUUAAUUUUCAAAUUCUCAAAUGAAAUUUAUGAAUGACUUAAUUUAACAGCAACCCAACAGUUAGAGAUAAGCUGUUAGUCAAUAACUUGAAUAACUAACUCCUGAAGAAAUAAGUGAAAUUUAGAGAAAGUUAGAAAAUGGUGAGAUUUUACAUGGUCUCUCAACACUGCCUGAAGGAGCCAAUAUGACACAUAAAUUUAUAGUUAAAGUGAGAAAGCAUAAUCAACCUGCUCAACCAAUAAAAUAAUUACCUCCUCCUCCACCACCUUAAAAAUAUAUUCCCUAAUAUUGUCCUGAAUGUUUGAACAAGGAUUAAAAAGUACUAAAUUUAUUGUAUAUGAAAUUAGUUAAAGUAAUAGGAUGCAAAGAUUGAAUAAUUACUGGAUGAAAUGAAUAAGAUGAGUAAGUUUUUGGUUGAUAAGAGUCAAGAGAUUGAAAUUUGGAAAAGACAAUAUAUGGCUAUUUAAUAAGUAAAAAUAUAUAAACCAUUUUUAUUAGGAUCUAUCAAAACCAAAAGUUAUUGAUAAUUCAGAUAAGUAUCUAAGAGAGAUUAAUGAUUUAAAAAAUAGAUUAAAUUAAAAGGAUAAUGAAAUUUAAUAGCUUGAAAUAAAUAUCAAAUAGAUAUAAGAAAAUCAAGAUUAAUUUGAAUUGAGAGGUGGAAAUAAUGAUGAUGGUGAAUUAGAAUAAUUGUAAAAAGAUUUAUAUGAUGCCAAAUAAGAAAUUGAAAUAUAUAAGGAAGAUAAUGAUAGAUUGAAUUAUAAAUUAAGUAAUAUGGAAGCACAAUUAAAGAAUAAGAAAACAGAAGUAACUACUAUUUAUAGACCUGAUCCUGAAACUGAGAGAUAACUUAAAGAACUACAAAGCAGAUACACUCUUCUAUAAUCAUAAUAUUACACUAUAUCUGAAUAAUCUAAAACAGUUAAAAAAGAAAUUCAAUAUGAAACUAAAAUAGUCUACCAACCAGAUCCUGAAACAGAAAGAUAAUUAUAAGAAUUAAAAUAAAGAUACACUCUUCUUUAAUCAUAAUAUUACACUCUAUAAGAAACGAGUAAGAUUGUAUAAAAAGAAAUAUAAUAUGAAACAAAAGUAAUAUAUUAACCAGAUCCUGAAACAGAAAAAUUGUUACAAAAGAAAAUCUAAUAAUAUGAAGAAUUAUAUGCUAGAUAUAAUUUAAUUCAAGAUUAAUAUACAACAUUACAAUAGAGAUAAUAAACUACAAUAUAUGAAACUAAAACUAUUUAUUAACCAGAUCCUGAAACAGAGAGAUAAUUAUCAAUUAAAAUAGAUCAAUAUAAUUAAUUAUAAUCAAAAUAUAAUCAAUUACAAAAUUAAUAUUAUUAAUUGGAAGAUAGAAGUAAAAUUGUUUAGAAAGAGAUAUAAUAUGAAACUAAAACUAUAUAUUAACCAGAUCCUGAAACAGAAAGAUAAUUAUAAAUCAAAAUAGAUCAAUAUAAUCAAUUGUAAUCAAGAUAUAAUUAAUUACAAAAUUAAUAUUAUUAAUUGGAAGAUAAAAGUAAAAUUGUUUAGAAGGAAAUAUAAUAUGAAACUAAAAUAGUUUAUUAACCAGAUCCUGAAACAGAGAGAUAAUUAAAAUUAAAGACACAAUAAUUAGAAUCUAUGACAUCUAAAUGUAGUAUGUUAUAAGAAUAAAUUGAAACAACAAGAAUAUAAAUAGAAUAGUAUUAAACUAAAAUAUAUUAAUUUGAAUCAAGAAAAUCAGAUAGUGAAAAUUAUUAAAUAUAGAUUGAACAACUCAAAGAAUAAUUAAGAAGAGCAAAUGCUGAGAUUGAAUAAUAUACUAGAAAAAUAUAUUAAUUAGAAUCUAAUAAUGAAUAAACAGUAUUUCUUAAGAAAUAGAUAUCAGAUAUUAAAUUAUAGUAUGAACAGGAAUAGUAAUUAACUUUUUAAUUGAAAAGAAGAAUUGAAGAAAUGAAGGCUGAACAAUCUUAAUAUGAGGUUUAUUAAUUUAAGGUAAGAGAAUUAGAAGUUUUAUUAUAAUAAAAAGAGGAUAGAAUUAGAUAAAUUUAAUUGGAAUCUGAUUAAUAUAGAUCUGAAAUGAUAACUUAUCAAUAAAGAAUAUAAAGUUUUUAAGUUAAUAUUGAUAAUAAUGAGGUUCUAAAAUAAUAGAUUUAAUAAUGGAGAGAGAAAUAUGAAUAAUUGGAAUAAAAACAAAGAUAUUAAAUAAAUGAGGAAGUUAAUUAAUGGAAAAUGAGAUAUGAAUAAAUUGAAUAGAGAUAUAUUUCAUUGUAAUAAAGUUAUGAAACUAUUUAAAUUACUUUAAAUGAAUAUUAAGAUAAUGAAUAAUCAGAAGUUUUGAAAUUAGAAAUCAAGAGAUUAUAAAAAACUGUAUGAAUAAAUAAUUAUUAAUAGAUUGUUGAAUUGAGAAGUGAAAUUGAUAGAUUACUAGUUUAAGCUUCAGAUAAUUAAUGGUUAUAAAAAAGAUAUGAGGAAUAAUAAUUAUUAAUAGAAUAAUAUAAAUCUUAAUUAGAAGAGAGAUAAUCAGUAUAAAGAGAAUAUACUUAUGAAAUUUAAAAUUUGAAUUAAAAAAGUGAAGUUGUGAGUAAUUAAAAGACAGUGACUACAUAAUAAUAAAUAACAUAAGAUUCCAAAUUAAUUUAUCCAUCUAUUACUUAAUAAACUAAAACUAUUGAAUAUAGUUCAAUUUAACCAAAAAUGAAUGAAUAUAGUUCUUAUUCAUCUAGACCUAUUGAAUAUACAAGUGUAUAAUAAAGAUAAUCUUUUUAACAAUCAGGAUUUCUUUAACCCAGUUAAAUCAUUAUGAAUGAAUAAAAAAGAGUAAUAUAUUUAUGAUUAUUAAAUUAGAGUAGAGUGUAAUAAGAAUUUAGUUCUUAGAGAUGGAAUGAUAAUUUUGAAGUAGUAUUGAAUGAAGUGACUUAAAAAGAGAAGUAAUAUUCAUGA
Molecule: messenger RNA, 3011 nt
Organism: Paramecium primaurelia
Lineage: Eukaryota; Ciliophora; Oligohymenophorea; Peniculida; Parameciidae
Source: the annotation of a GenBank genome assembly